AUGGGCGAGAUCCUCUCCAUCACCACGGCCAUCAUCGGCCUCCUCGCCGUCGGCGGCCGGACCAUGGAGCGCAUCUGGGAUCUGAACCUGCCCGCCACGAAGCACUCACCCGCCCUCUGCCACGCCCUCCAAGAAGUGAAGCAAUGCCGCUCCACCGUCACCCUCCUCUACAAGACCCUGUCGCUGCUCGAGGCCGGCCGCCUGCCCCUCGCCGAGCGCGCCGCCUGGAUCGCCGUCGACGACCUCGCCGCCACCUUGACCGACACCGUGCUGGCCUUUUCCGAUCUCCAGGCCGUCUGCGACGAGCUCGACCAGUCGCGACACCUGGCAUCCAUCGCCGCGGCGCCCGGUCCGGAGACGACGUCCGCCUAUGCCCAGCGGAUCGGCGCCUUGUGCUCCCGGAUCCGCUGGCAGUCUCUGUCGAUGAAUCUUAUGAUUACCAUUCUCAAGUGUCCCGGCGAAGCCGACGCCGAAAACGCCAGGGUCGGGCUCCAUCAGCGACUGACGCGAAUCCUGACAUCCAACACGGCACUUUCACACCGAAUGCGCCUCCUCCAAGGCUCGCCCUCCAGCGGCACCAUCAUAGACAGAAACUCGCCUCCCCACUACUCGCCGUCCGACCCCGGCAUGCCCCCGUCAUCACCCCCGAGACCGACGCCGUCCGAUUCCGAUUCCGCCCCGCCGGGCCUCGCGGACCGCCGCCGGGCCGCGUCCCCCUUCUCGGACUACACGCUCGCCGACAUCCCCGUCAUGUCCAUUGUCUCGCUCCCCGUCACCACCGACGAGCUGCGCGACGGCAGCGACGUCUAUACGGCCGCGUAUGCCCGCCGCAUGGGUCGCCAUCUGGGAGAGCUGGCGUGGAGGGCCGAGGCCCAGAACGCGAGCAGGACGCUUGAGGGCAUCCGUGGCCGGGCAGACGCCGACCACAACCGCGACAGCACGGCUGGCACUGUGGGCAGCCACGAGGGCGGCGUUCCGGCACACGCGGCGGCAGCGAAGAAAUCCAGGUUUUACAGCAUACGGGUCAGAAGGCGGUGUCGAGCCUGA
Molecule: messenger RNA, 1047 nt
Organism: Hirsutella rhossiliensis
Lineage: Eukaryota; Fungi; Ascomycota; Sordariomycetes; Hypocreales; Ophiocordycipitaceae
Exons: 2
Coding region: 1-1047 (348 amino acids)
Source: RefSeq, a predicted model, not a curated record